Molecule: messenger RNA, 242 nt
Organism: Sphaeroforma arctica JP610
Lineage: Eukaryota; Ichthyosporea; Ichthyophonida
Exons: 1
Molecular function (GO): protein binding
Source: RefSeq, a predicted model, not a curated record
ACACAACAGGCAGCUAUCAACGGGCGUAUCCGUAUCUCUUAGCGCUACACACACUGCACGAUGUGGAGGUGGCCUUUCUAAAGCAGCAGAGUGCACAGACCCACACAUCAGCUCCAUCCAUCACACCUGACGCCAUCAACCAGUGGGAAGCUCGCCUGGAACUGCUGCAGGAGUCAGACAAUGCCAGAGAGCCCGUGCUGAAUAUGCGGCGGCUACUGCUGGGCAUGGAGGAGGAGUUGUGG